This is a messenger RNA of Carassius auratus (goldfish), 7562 nucleotides long. Its product is annotated as zinc finger protein 501-like. The record is from RefSeq and is a predicted model, not a curated record. Bases 4639 to 7515 code for a protein of 958 amino acids. The transcript has 4 exons. Gene Ontology annotation, molecular function: RNA polymerase II cis-regulatory region sequence-specific DNA binding; DNA-binding transcription repressor activity, RNA polymerase II-specific. Gene Ontology annotation, cellular component: nucleoplasm. Gene Ontology annotation, biological process: negative regulation of transcription by RNA polymerase II; regulation of cytokine production; DNA integration. Lineage: Eukaryota; Metazoa; Chordata; Actinopteri; Cypriniformes; Cyprinidae.
GCUUUUCAACCGCCAUAGAAGAAGCAGCACCAGACUUUAAAGUUAGGAUUGGGGAUUGUGUAUCGAGAAGGAAAAAUUUAAAAUGGCACUCCUCAGGCAAGUGUUAUAAGUCCUUUGCUAUUUAUUAUUAUGAUUAAUGAUGUCUUUGUGUCUAUAGAUAGAAAUAUAAAUAAAUCAUUGUUUGCAGAUGACAGAGCUCUGUGGAUUAGAGGUAGAAACGUGGAUUUUAUCUUUAAUAAAAUGCAGUUGGCAUUGAACGAGGUUGAAAGGUUGUCAUAUAAAUGGGGUUUUAAAUUCUCAAUAGAGAAAAUUCUUAGGAAUGUGGUUUGAUAUUAAAGUUGCAUGGAGAACACAUUCAAGUAAAAUGGAGGAAAAAUGCAAGAGAAUUAUAAAUGUAAUGAGAUGUAUAUCAGGACGGGAAUGGGGGGCGGAUUGACUGGCAUUAAAACGAUCUAUACAACAAUGAUAAGAGCAAUAAUUGAUUAUGGAUGACAGGUAUAUGGGUCUGCGGCCAAGUCACAGCUGGAAAGGCUAGAAAGAGUACAGGCUCAAGCUCUGAGAAUAUGUUGUGGGGCUUACCCGUCCUCUCCAGUCCCAGUGUUACAGCUGGAGAUGAGGAGACGACAACUGAUUUUGACAUAUAGUGCAAAUUUAAAGGGUCAGAAGGAGGACCACCUGACAAAAAGUAUACUCGAGUCAUCUGGCAACAUGGGAAAAGGAAAUGUAAUAGUUUUGAGUGGGUCAUGAAUGAGUUGGUAGAAGAUAUGCAAUGAAAUGGGUAUAGUGUGAUCCCAGUGGUAAAAUUAGGAGUGAGUCCGAUCUGGAUAUUACCGCAACCAUAGAUCUGUUCUUUCCUGGAACAAAGAAAAGAGAAAUGUCAGAAAAAAAUCAAAAGCAGAAUUUAUAAAAGAGUAUAUAAGGAGUAAAUAUGAUCAGUAUGUACAGGUUUACACAGAUGCGUCCAAAGACCCGCAAAGUGGCCAAGUGGGGGUUGCAUAUGUCAUCCCAGGUAUGGAAGUGGAAAGAUGUGAAAGAAUAACUAAUCACGUGUCACUGUUUACAGGAGAAUUAACACCAAUCAUGAUAUUAAUCAAUAAAGUAAGCGAAAUGGGAAUAAAUAAAUCCCUAAAAUGUUCUGAUUCAAGUUCUGCGCUGAUAUGUUUGGAGGCACAAAAGUCAGAAAGAAGACAAGAUCUGGUGUUAGAAAUCCUAAAGGUUUUAUUAACGAUGCGAGAGACAAAUAAGAGGGUUCAGUUUUUGUGGGUUCCAGCACACACUGGAGUGUUAGGGAAUGAAGAAGCUGACAAAUUAGCAAAGCAAGCCAUGGUAAAAGAAAAUAUAGAUAUGGACAUUAAGCAUAGUAAAGAAUAAAUAAAAUCAAUCAUUAAAAGGGAGAUAAAUAAAAAAUGGCAAAAUUACUGGGACAAUGAAAGUAAAUGGAAAGUGCUUCAUUCAAUUCAACCAUUGGUAGGAAGGGGAAGGAGUUCAAGUGUGAAAAGGAAAGAGGAUUGUAUUAUAUCAAGAUUGAGAUUAGGGCAUACAGGUCUUAACUCAAUAAUGCAUUUAACAGGAAAACAUCCUAAUGGUAUGUGUGACAGGUGUGGAGUAAGAGAAAAAGUGCAACAUCUAAUUAUAGACUCUACUAAAUAUGUAGAAGAAAGAAAGACAUUAAUGGGAGAAAUGCUGAAGAAAGGAGAUCAACGGGUAACAUUAGAGGAUAUUCUGAAUCCGGUAGGAUGAUAUAGUAUAUUAUUAACAUUUCUGAAGACAACCAAGUUAAUACAUAAUAUAUAGUAGAUGGCGUUAAUGCUCUGAAAAAGAAUGCGAAGCGGCAAUAACCACGAAGAAGAAGAAGAAGGACUUCACGUCGCUCACAGGUGACGUCAACACGCGCGCCUCGGCUUACUUCUGAGGUGUGUAUCCCUCGGUGUGUGUGUGCUUCUCAGUCUCUGACUGAUGAAUGAAUGAACGCUGGAGUGUUUUCAUCUCCUGAAGAUCACACAAAGAUCAUGAAUGAAGCAGAAGCAGAGUCCUGCAGGAUCAAGGAGGAGGUCAAAGAAGAAAAGAUAGGCUAAUGAGUGCCACCUGUCUCCUGUUUAGCUCAUUAGCUGGAGUAUAAAGGAACCUCCAAGAGCUACAGUCCAGUGUGAGAGGCUGAGGCGUUCCAUCCUUGCAACUGCCAUCUUCUAGUUCCAGUGUUGGGAUUUUAAGCUCUUGUUUAAACUCUUGUCUACUUAAGUGUUUGUUGAUAGCUUCACCUAUAGUGUUAAAGUGAAGUUAUUGAGAGUUGCAGAGUGUCUGUCAUUUUUAGUGUAACUGCUUAAGUGGAAGUGGAAUAUUUUUCUUGUAGGGAGGUGGAUGUCAUUUAUUUUAGAAACUACCCUUUUUCUCCUGUGUUUGAGUUAGAGAGGAAGUCAGGGAAGUAUCUCUGUGCUUUUUCUUUCUCUUUUUGUUUGGUAGGUAAGUUAACACUGAAAACCUUAGUCAGAGGAAACUUUUUGUUUAUUGUUUUGGCCUUUCCCCUCCUGAAGCCUUAUAUAUUUUUCCAUUCUGUUAAAUAAAAUACCUCUGGUUGUUUGCUCAAACUGUUGUUACUGAGCUUUCUUGUGUGUCAGCCCUGGAACUUGGAGACGGCAGUUCUCUCAGUCUCUCUCCACCGUUUAUUUGUUACCCCCCCUUUUCACCCCUAGAUCUGUUUUUAAAGGGGUACGUAACAAGUGGGGGCUCGUCCGCCCGUUAUUUUAUUUUUAUGACUGCGUUGAUUCGGUGAGUACAAUUACUCUUUUCUCUUAAACAUCUAGUUCUCGCUGUCUUUGCUUUAGAGUGGGAGAGAGAGUCUCUGUGGACGUAGAAAUGGAGUUUGAUUUGUUGGCGUUUACUCUGUCUCCCUCCACAGAGAUCUUUCAGAAAUGUAGAAAAAAAGAUCUAAUUUUGAUUGCAGAAUUCUUUAACAUCGAGAUAGUAAAAGAAGAGAAAAAGCAAGUCAUUAAGGAUUAUUUGUUUAAGCAGCUCGUAUACAAUGGUAUUUUACCAGAAGCUGACGAACACCCUGCGGUUGUUACGAAUGCGGUGGCUGAAGGGUUUGCUUCUGGUGUAAAUCCUACUGAAAGUGCAAGCUUUGAUCCGGCCUUAUCGAUUCGUCUAAAGGAAUUAGACCUUGAAGUUAAAAAGCAGGAGAAUGAGAAUUUACGGUUAAAACUCAGAGUGGUAGAGGCAGAAACUGAUAGAGAGGUUAAAUUCCGUACUAUAGCAUUACGGUCAGCGGAGGUGAGCAGGAAACCUAUUCCAGCUCCGCGCUCGAGAUCUCCCUCUGUUUCUUCUCCUCCUACACCUGUAAUCGCACACACAAGGAGUGCUCAGGAAUUUGAUGUCAGCAAAUACAUCAAGCUUGUGCCUCCCUUCCGCGAGUCAGAGGUUGAUGCCUACUUUGUCGCUUUUGAACGCAUCGCAGGAAAACUUAAAUGGCCGAGUGAUAUGUGGGCAUUAUUGCUGCAGUGUAGCUUAACAGGUAAAGCUCAAGAGAUCUGCGCGUCGUUGCCAAUUGAGCAGUCUCUUGAUUAUAAUAUCCUUAAAACUGCUGUUCUCAGAGGCUAUGAACUAGUUCCUGAAGCAUAUCGCCAAAAGUUUAGAGUCCAUGCAAAGUCAGAGAGACAGACCCAUGUAGAAUUUGCGAGAGAGAAAAGAGUAAUGUUUGAAAAAUGGUGUCUCUCCAGUAAGGCCACUACUUUUGAGCAAUUGCAAGAAUUGAUCUUACUGGAGGACUUUAAAACUUGUCUUCCCGAAAGUGUUGUCGUUCAUUUAAAUGAACAAAAAGUAAAUUCGUUGUUGAAUGCUGCUGUAUUAGCAGAUGAGUUUGUUUUGACGCACCGCAAUGUGUUUCCGUCUACCCGAUUCUCAAACAUGCCGUUUACUAAUAAAAACACUCUGCGAGAUUUGCCACGUAUAUCCCCCAAUAUGGCAAAAAGUAACGGAAAUAGGGACAGGCCUGCUUCUUCAGGUGGAAGAGACAAACGUUCCUGUUUUUAUUGCCUUGAUGAAGGGCAUCUAAUUGCUGAGUGUCAGGCUUGGAAAAGGAAAAACACUGAGACUAAAUCCAAAAAGGUGGCAUUAGUGCAAACCAUCUCUGAAAUUAAGGAUGAAUCCAUUCAACCUUUUCUUCUUACUGGCUCUGUUUCCUUGUCUGACACUGCGCAUCAAUCUGUUGUGAUUUUGCGUGACACUGGCUCAGCACAGUCCUUUGUCUUAAAAGAAUUACUGCCCUUCUCGCAAAGCUCGUACACUGGCACGGAUGUGUUAAUUCGUGGUAUUGAAAUGGGGUGUGAUAGUGUUCCUCUCCAUAAAGUACACUUAAAAUCUGAUCUUGUGAGUGGAUUAGUUAAUCUUGGAGUGCGGGAGCGGUUGCCAUUUGAAGGGGUGGGUCUCCUACUAGGAAAUGACCUGGCAGGUGGUCAAGUGUUUCCCAGACCUAUCGUAGGGAACGAAGGCAAAGCUGAUGAUACUUCUAGUCUUUCCCAAGAGUUCCCCUCUACAUUUUCUGUGUGUGCAGUGACCAGAGCACAAUAAAAAAAAAUUGAAGACGUUGUAAAUCUUACUGACUCAUUCUUACAAGUGCCCGUUGAACCUCUAAAAUGUGAGUUAAUGAUAAAGCCUAAGUUUGGGGAAGGUGUUGAUGUAAUUAACCCACAUGAAGCUCUUGGUGUUGACCGAGCUCAGCUAAUUGCUGCACAGAAGGCAGAUCCAUCUAUUACUUCAUGUUUUGAUGCUGCCCUUGCCUGUAAGAAAGUGCCCGAAGCUAGAAUUGCCUACUACUGUGAUAACGGGGUGUUAAUGAGGAAGUGGAAGCCAGAGGAUAGUGAUUCUGAUUACCAUGAAGUUCAUCAAAUCGUCCUUCCUGCUGCUUAUCGUCCACAGGUGCUGAAGCUUGCCCACGAAAAUGUACUUGCAGGGCAUUUAGGUGUCAAUAAAACCUUUCACCGUAUAACCAAGUACUUCUUUUGGCCAAAGUGCAAGUCCUCAAUAGCGGAGUUUUGCAGAACUUGUGAGAUAUGUCAGAGGUCUGGCAAACCAAAUCAGAAGGUCCCCGUUGCUCCUCUGCACCCAGUGCCAGUGAUGGCUGAACUGUUUGAACGGUUGAUACUAGAUUGUGUUGGUCCACUGCCAAAAACCAAAAGUGGUUACCAAUAUGUGUUAACCAUCAUGUGCACCGCAACCAGGUUCCCUGAAGCAGUUCCCUUGCGCACAAUUAAAUCCCCUGCUGUGAUUAAGGCUCUUGUGAAGUUUUGUACUAUAUUUGGGUUACCCAAAGAGAUCCAAACAGAUCAAGGAUCAAACUUUACCUCAAAGAAAUUCAAGCAGAUGUUAGUUGAAAUGGGAGUGUCGCACCGCAUGUCAACUGCAUAUCAUCCUGAGUCACAGGGGGCCCUGGAGCGAUAUCAUCAGACCUUAAAAGCCAUGAUUCGAGCAUAUUGUGUUGAAACUGGAAGAGAGUGGGAUGAGGGGCUUCCUUUCCUUCUGUUUGCCACUCGUGAGUCUGUACAAGAGUCAACUGGGUUUAGUCCUGCCGACCUUGUGUUUGGCCAUACGGUUCGUGGCCCGAUGAAAAUGCUGAGUGAACAGCUGCUUUCUGAGAAUCAUUCGCCUGUGUCCGUGUCAGAAUAUGUCAGUUCUUUCAAAGAGCGCCUGCAUUGUGCCUGGGGCAUUGCAAAAAGGCAUUUAAGUGUUACCCAAGUAAAAAUGAAGUCCCGCUAUGACAAGAAAAGUGUUAACCGUAAGUUCAAACCUGGUGAUCUUGUCCUGGUCCUUUUACCCAUUCCAGAUUCUGUGUUUGCAGCAAAGUUUUCAGGCCCAUAUACUAUUGAACGAAAAUUGAGUGACACUGAUUAUGUGAUUGCCACCCCAGACCGGAAAAGACGUAAACGCGUCUGUCACAUAAAUAUGUUGAAAAGAUAUCUGAAACGUGAUGAGGGAACCUACGACGCUACUCCAAGUGUUACCCCUGUAGCUGCGGUCUCAACUGCCAGUUAUUGUCUUGCCGAAGAUGGCUUGGUAGAUAAAGUUCCUGUCAGCUCAUGUGGAAAACUUAAAAAUUCAGUGAUUCUGAAAAAUUUGCCUAAUACUCUUCCCUAUCUUACAGUCUACCAACGUAAAGAACUUCUUCAGCUAAUAUCCAGAUACCCUUCACUGUUUGCUGAUGUACCAGGCAGAACUUCAGUGCUGACCCAUGAUAUUGAUGUGGGUGAUUCCUUGCCAGUAAAACAGCAUGCCUACAGAGUGAACCCAAAUAAACGUGCAAUAAUGAAGGAGGAGGUGGAGUACAUGAUACGUCAUGAUAUUGCCAUGCCCAGUCAGAGCCCCUGGAGUUCCCCCUGUUUACUGGUACCAAAGCCAGACUCAUCUUUUCGAUUCUGCACAGACUAUCGCAAGGUGAACAAAAUCACCAAGGCGGACUCAUUCCCGUUGCCUCGAAUGGAGGAUUGUGUAGACCGGGUGGGCUCCGCUAACUUUGUAUCAAAAUUAGACCUCCUUAAGGGCUACUGGCAAGUCCCCCUAACUCCCCGUGCUUCUGAAAUUUCCGCAUUUGUGACACCAGAUCAUUUCAUGCAGUACAAUGUUUUGGCGUUUGGGAUGCGAAAUGCCCCCGCUACCUUUCAACGCCUGAUGCAGAGGGUCCUGGCAGGUGUCACGCAUUGUGAGGUCUAUAUCGACGAUGUUGUUGUUUAUUCAAGCACAUGGGAAGAGCAUGUUAAAACACUUGAAAGUGUAUUCAAUAAGUUGGCAAUAGCGUCACUAACUUUAAAUGCUGCCAAGUGUGAAUUUGGAAAAGCAGUGGUCACUUAUCUGGGAAAACAAGUGGGUCAGGGAUGUGUGAGACCUGUGGUUGCCAAAGUGGAGGCUAUCUUACAGUUCCCUACCCCCAGCAAUAAGCGUGAGUUGCGUCGAUUUCUCGGAAUGGCUGGGUACUAUCGAGGGUUUUGCAGAAACUUCUCUGCAGUAGUUUCUCCACUCACUGAUCUCUUGAGUAGUAGCCGAAAGUUCAUCUGGGAUUGUGAAUGUUCGCUAGCUUUUAGUGCAGUGAAAGACCUGUUGUGUAACGCACCUGUACUUCUAGCCCCCAACUUUGAAAAGUCAUUCAAAUUGCAAGUGGAUGCCAGUGCCACAGGGGCAGGUGCAGUGUUAUUACAGGAAGAUGAACAUGGUAUUGAUCAUCCGGUGUCCUAUUUCUCAAAGAAGUUUGGGUCCUAUCAGAAGCAAUAUAGCACCAUCGAGAAAGAAGCUCUUGCUCUUUUACUGGCACUUCAGCACUUUGAUGUUUACAUAGGAGGUAGUUCAAUCCCUCUUCUUGUGUACACCGAUCACAACCCCUUAACUUUCCUAGCCCAGAUGUCUAACUCGAAUCAACGCUUGAUGCGGUGGGCGUUAUUUGUUCAGGAGUAUAAUCUCGACAUUCGUCAUAUGAAGGGCUCUGAAAAUGUGAUUGCCGAUGCGCUGUCCAGGACCGGUGGGACUGAAAUUUAAGUGAUGCACUUUUUUUUUUUUCUUUUUCUCCAAGUCGGGGGAUAAAA